UCUUGUGGACAUGAGUUCUCCGUCAUGCUGUCCGAGUGCGGAGCAGUCUGGGUAUGCGGAGAGAAUGGCAGCGGACAGCUGGGGCUGGGGGAUGCGGAAGAGUGUGGGAGCUCUGCUGGGGGGGAGGAGGGAAACUUCGAGCGAGCGGACUGCGGGUACGACCAUGCCCUGUGCUUGCUCAGCACCGGCGUCGUCCUGUCGUGGGGGGAGAAGUACUCAGGUCAGCUGGGGGUCUACCACGACGACUGCUCGAGGCCGCAAGUGAUCGAGAGCUUGAGGAGCAUGUUCAUCGUCUUCCUGUCUGCGGGGGCCUCGCACUCGCUCGUCGUCAACCAGGACGGAGAGCUGUUCACCUUCGGCAGCAACAUCAAGGGGCAGCUGGGGACAGGGACGGUGAGCUUCUGCGAUGACGACGAGACCAAGACGCAGCCCAGGAAAGUUCUCUUCCCCCCGGGGCUCAAAGUUCAAACCUGCGCUGGGGGAGGACUGCACUCUGUCGCCGUCACGAGCCAGGGCAGCGUCUACAGCUGGGGUUGUAACAUCAACGGGCAGACAGGACACGCGGGUGUGAGCGAGGUGUUGAGCCCGAGGAAGUUAAAGUUUCCUCAGCCGGUCGAAGCGAAGCUCGCCUCCUGCGGCUUCGUGCACUCGGCCGUGCUGAGCAGGGAGGGGGAGGUGUGGUGCUUCGGGCGAGGGAAGAUGGGGGAGCUCGGGCACGGGAGCUUCAAGAACAGCUCUCGUCCUUGCCGGGUGGAGGCCCUGCGGGGGACGCGAGUAGUGGAGCUGGCGUGCGGCGUUCGGAGCACGUUUGCUGUGUGCGAGGGGGAGGAGGAGGAUCCAUUGUACGUCUGGGGU
This is a messenger RNA of Guillardia theta CCMP2712, 855 nucleotides long. RefSeq lists its product as hypothetical. The record is from RefSeq and is a predicted model, not a curated record. The transcript is spliced from 2 exons. NCBI's taxonomy places the organism in Eukaryota, Cryptophyceae, Pyrenomonadales, Geminigeraceae. The annotation marks the transcript as partial.